AUGUCUCAAGCGAAUGCUCUCAAGUCAGGCGGCUCAAACAAAUGGAAAGAGACCCUGAGGCCAAGGUUGAGGUUAAAACUCCCUCAUUUUGACAACUCGGAGCUGAUCAAGGGCUACUCUACAACCUUGAUUGGCAGGUGUAUGAAUCCACAGAAGCAGGAUGUGAAGUCUCUAAUCUUCAUCUUCCCUCGCAUAUGGAAUAUGGAGAAUCGGGUGACUGGAGCUGACUUGGAUCUUGGACGGUUCCAAUUCGACUUCGACGAGGAGGAGGAUAUCAUCGAAGUGCUGAAGAUGGAACCUUUCCAUUUCGAUUCCUGGAUGGUGUCGCUGGUCAGGUGGCAGACGGAGUUUGAUCCUUUAUACCCAUCAGAGAUAACAUUCUGGGUUAGAGGUUUGGACCUCCCACUUCAAGUCUGGGCAGAACUAACACUGCACACCGUUGGCAAUGGUUCAGGCGAAGUGAAAGCCGUUGAUAUCGAUGGUGGUCAGGUUCAAGUUGGGGUAAACGGGAUUAAGCCUCUCCACUUUGAAACAACGCUUGAGAUUCAAGGAGAGCAGUGUCCUCUCCUCUAUUCACACCGAGUAGAACGAGACCGGAUCAGAAGGAGGGAAGUGAAAACUGAAUCAAGGGCGUUAAGCUACAAAGGAGUGGUCAAAAGCUCUGCUAGUGACGCAGGGAGAUUCAAACAUGAGGAGAGAAGGGCUGACUAUAAAGGUACAGGCAAGAUGGUGGAGUCCAGAGACGAACAAGGCCAGAGGCAGACUGAGAAUCGGGGAUGA
Messenger RNA from Microthlaspi erraticum, 780 nucleotides. NCBI's taxonomy places the organism in Eukaryota, Viridiplantae, Streptophyta, Magnoliopsida, Brassicales, Brassicaceae. The record is from the annotation of a GenBank genome assembly.